Penicillium antarcticum is the source of this 1632-nucleotide messenger RNA. RefSeq lists its product as uncharacterized. The transcript is spliced from 6 exons. Lineage: Eukaryota; Fungi; Ascomycota; Eurotiomycetes; Eurotiales; Aspergillaceae. Bases 1 to 1632 code for a protein of 543 amino acids. The record is from RefSeq and is a predicted model, not a curated record.
AUGGUUACGUACCAGGAAAGGUCAACCCAAAAGCGUGCCGAUCAACACUCUUUGAUCCCACCCGAGUGGCGCUUGAACCCGAUCCCCUCAGUUGAAUCUACCCCAAAUGCUCUAGCUUAUCUCCGCACGAUUCUCGCAGCGGAGGAGCUGGCCCUUACAGAAGAACUUGAUGUCUCUGUUCUUCUGCGCAAACUUUCGUCUGGGGAGCUCUCUUCGCUAGAUCUCACCCGGGCAUUUUCUAAACGCGCCGCACUGGCCCACCAACUAACAGCAUGUUGCACCGAGAUCUUCUUCGAAGAGGCAUUCGCCACCGCCAAAGAAAUGGAUGAUCACCUCGCGAAAACGGGCAAGACUAUUGGGCCUCUGCACGGCCUACCGGUUUCUAUUAAAGAUCUGUUUUCUGUAAAGGGUGUUGAUACUUCAAUCGGCUGGGUCGGACUAACGAACAACCCCGAAAAGGCCGAUAAAUCAGUCGCAAGGACCCUCCGCCGCCUAGGCGCAGUCCUAUACGUGAAAACCAAUCUGCCACAAUCAAUGAUGAUGUCUGACUCUUACAACCACGUCUUCGGGCAGUGUGUCAACCCCUUCAACCGGGCUUUGAUUUCUGGCGGGAGUUCCGGUGGCGAGGGGACGCUUGUCGCGGCUCGCGGUAGCAUUCUCGGUAUUGGGACUGAUCUUGGUGGUUCGAUUCGUAUCCCUGCUGCGCUUUGUGGGCUGUUUGGUUUGUCUCCCAGCCCUGGAAGACAUCCUUAUGAACGAGGAAAUCCUGGGCAAGAUAUUGUUCGUUCCGUUGCUGGACCUAUGGCUUGUAGCUUGGCUACCAUUGAGCGGUAUAUGGAGGCUUUGCCGAUUGUGUCGCCUUGGGAGGUUGACCAGCAUGUUGCUCCUGUUCCUUGGAGGGAGCAUUUGGCUUCGGGUGGAAGGAGACUUAAGCUUGGUUUUUUGAUUGAUGAUGGAGUUGUGAAAGUUCAGCCGCCAGUUGCUCGAGCUAUGAGAGAGGUUAUUAAGGCUUUAAACACAGCUGGCCAUGAUGUCUUUGAAUGGGAUGCUUCCUCACACGGCUACGCAUAUACCCUCUGGGCGAAAGCCAUCUUCUCAGAUGGCGGAGAAGGCUGUCGAAGAAAGAUCGAGUUAACGGGCGAACCACUUAUUGAAGGAAUGCUCGUUGGAAAGCCGGAGGAUACAUUGACCACUACCGAGACACACCAGCUCCACGCAGACAAGUACAAUUACGAAACGGAAUACCUUGAAAAAUGGAUAUCCUCCGGUGUCGAUGCCAUUAUCAUGCCCAAUACACCAUGGGUAGGCUACAAGCCCUGGACAUGGGUCAAGUCUAGUGCGUACGUGGGAUACACUAGUAUCUGGAAUUUCCUGGGCUAUGCCGCAUUGGCAGUUCCUAUCACCACUGUUUCGAGAGAGAAGGAUGUUCCUGAUCAGGACUGGCUGAACCAUGUUCCCAGGAAUGAGAGUGAUAAGUUUAAUAAGAAACAAUAUGAUAUCGACUUAAUUGAGGGUAUGCCUGUUGGUGUACAGGUUGUUGGUGGACGGUUUGGGGAGGAGAAGUGUGUUGCCGUCGCGAAGGCGAUUGAAGAAGCUAUACAGGGUAAGGUGGUUUCUCGAGCAAACCUUUGA